This is a messenger RNA of Schistosoma intercalatum, 791 nucleotides long. NCBI's taxonomy places the organism in Eukaryota, Metazoa, Platyhelminthes, Trematoda, Strigeidida, Schistosomatidae. The record is from the annotation of a GenBank genome assembly.
AUAUCUCAUCUCUAAUGUGAAUAAUUCACCAUCCUCAUCAUCAUCAUUAUCAUAAUAAUAAUUCCUUAUUAAAGAACUAAUUAAACAGUGUGAAAAUCAUAACAAUAAACAAAACGAAAGGAAAAAAGAUUAUUUAAUAUGAAUAGUCCAAGAGGAAGUAAAAUCGAUGUGGAAACUAGUGAAGAUGAUGAAAAAUUAAUGAAAGAUUGUCAUGUAACUAGAAAAAGAAUUAGUGAACUGCGAGAAAUAUUUCGAUUUAUCGAUCGAGACAAUGACGGUACAGUGAGCAGACAAGAAUUUAGUACGUUGAUACGUCUUGUCAGUUCGGAAUAUACGGAUAAUCAAAUCAAAUUGUUAAUGAAUAAAGCAGAUAUGAAUGGUGAUGGUGAAAUGGCUUUUGAUGAAUUUGUUCGCCUGUUAUCCAAUGAAAGUGAUGCUCAUGAAGAAGUUUCAGCAACACGUGAAGCAUUUGAAGUAUUCGAUACGGAUAAUGAUGGUUACAUAACAGCGUCAGAACUACGUCAAGUAAUGACUCGAGUUGGACACAAUUGUUCCGAAAUAGAGGUUCAAGAAAUGCUGUCUGAAGCUGAUCAAGAUGGCGAUGGUAAAGUUACAUAUGAAGAGUUUGUUGCAAUGCUUAAAGAAAAUUCCUCUGAAUGAAAAUUUAUUUCUACCAUCACUAAUUUUCAACUUCAUUUUGGUUGUUUACAGGAGUAUAUUUUUUGUAGCUCAGUCCGUAUGAAUAUAUAUUAAAAUACAUCUACAUAAAUAUAUACUCAUAUAUACAUCAA